AUGAGUUAUAAAUUAUUACAAAGACAGUUGAGAAGAUUACCAAUACCGAGAAAUAUAAUACUAGAUGGUUCAAGAACUAUAAAACAUUUGUAUUUAAACGAAGAAACUAAACAUUUACAAUCAAUAUUCAAUGAAAUAUUGAAUAAAGAACAAUAUAGAGAUGGUAUACCCAAGUUAUUAGAUUUGAUAUAUAUAAACAAACCAUAUUGGUUAAUAGAGUUAGAUUCUUUGAAAUAUACUAAAUUUAAAGGAUAUUGGCCUGAAGUUCAUUUAAUUGAAGAAUUAACAAAUAAUAAAUAUUUACUCGAUCGGUACUAUGGAAAUUAUCAAAAACUGUUUUCAGUUGUUAAAUUCAUGGGUGAAAAACCAAAUGAGACCUUACCGUUAAUAACAAGAGCCGAAAAAGAUCAUCAUAUCAACGAGGUUGUCAAUAAUGCAAAAAAUGCAUUCAAAUUAAUAAUUUCAAAUAAGACAAUAUUUGAAGUUUCAAAAAGACCAUUUGAAGUAUUAUACUUUCCUUCAAAAUUGGGUAAAAUAGAAUAUCAAAAGGGUAGAGAAAUAAGAUUCAAGAAUAAAAUAAAGUACGUAAAAGAAUUGUUGAAUAAAUUUCCACCAAUGGAGAAAUCACAAUUAAUUAAAUUAUUUCAAAGUAUAAAUCAACCUAUAACUCCAAAUUUUUAUAAACAUCUACGGAGAAGAAGAGCAAAUUAUAAUAAGAUAGAUAGAGAUGUAUUGAAUUUAAUUAUGAAAGUUGGUCCUGUUUCCGACCAAGAUUUUCAUGAAAUUUUUCAAACUUAUAGUGAUAGACAAUAUACUUAUUCAGAAGGUAAUUAUAUUAUUUACUCAAAUUUGAAGACUGUAUAA
Messenger RNA from Insectozyma verbasci, 864 nucleotides. NCBI's taxonomy places the organism in Eukaryota, Fungi, Ascomycota, Pichiomycetes, Serinales, Debaryomycetaceae. The record is from the annotation of a GenBank genome assembly.